This is a messenger RNA of Taeniopygia guttata (zebra finch), 4596 nucleotides long. Lineage: Eukaryota; Metazoa; Chordata; Aves; Passeriformes; Estrildidae. The record is from RefSeq and is a predicted model, not a curated record.
AGGAGGAGGAUGAAGAGGCCACCCCUGGACAGCACCUGGCCCUGGAUCCAGUGCCAGAUGACACCGAGACUCGGCUGGCCCAGCUGGAGCAAGCGUCGCAGGCGCUGCUGGCCGAGCUGGUGGCGCUGGACACCGAGGUGGAGCUGGAGCUGCGGUGCCAACAGCGAGCCCAGGCCUUCAGUGCCCAGGAGGACGCGCGGCUGGAGAGGAUCAGCCUGGCCAGGACACCUGAGGGGACCCCAGGGGAGGUGACAGCUGUGAUGAGACCCGAGGUGGCCCCAGAGGAAGUGACACCCACAGGGGUGGCCCUGGAGGAGCCCCCUGCCCCUGCCCAGCUCCCAGCUCCACAGGAAAAUCUCUCCGAGCUCCUGGAACAGCACCGGGACCUCGGGGUGCAGCUGCAGCACCUGCAGGCCCAGCUGGAGCUGGAGCGGGAGGAGCAGCAGCGCCUGCGGGCAGCCCUGGCCACCAGCCACAGGGCUCUGAGGUCCUUCAAGAGAGUGUCCCAGAUUGUCACCCAGGAUUACUGCCAGGCCCUGGAGCAGCUGGAGCUGGAGCAGGACCUGCGCUGCCACGCCGAGGCCUUCGCCCACCAGAUGCUGGUCCAGCAGAAGGAGGCGAAGCGCCAGAGCUGCAUCCUGCUGAGGAGCGCCGCGCCCGAUUCCCAACUCCUGGAAGCGCUCCAGGAACUGGAAAAACUCGGCCAGGAGCUGGAGGAGACACGGCGGGAACUGCGCCAGCAGGAGAAGGAGCUGGAGCAGGAGCGGGAGGAGCUGCGGCGGGCACGGGAGGAGAAGCGGGAGCUGAUGGAGAGGCUGGAAGAGCUGGAGAAGGAAGCGGGAUCCCUCCGGGAGCAGCUGGCGCAGCGGCCGCCACCCCCGAGCCACCCCGAGGUGCCACCGGCGCCACCGCUGCCACCACCCGCUGCCACCGCCGCCCCCGCCGACCCCCUGGCCACGCUCCGGCAGAGGAAGGCGCGGAAAAACCGGGAGCAGAGUGACACGGGCACCGAGGACAUCCGGGCGCGGGCGGUGCAGGAGAUGCUGGAGCGGAUCCGCAGCGGGAUCGUCCUGCGGCCGGCCAGGGCCCGGCCACCCCCAUGCCAGGACUCCACGGCCAGCAAGAGGCGGAGCGCGGCGCUGGAGCUGGCGGGCAUCCUGGGUGCCCUGCGGAGGCCGAGCCGGAGGCGCAGCCGGAGGAGCCGGGAGCAGCAGCCGGGAUCGGCCCCGGAGCUGGGAUUGGUCCUGGAGCGGCGGCGCCGGGCCCUGGACGCUUCCAUGGGGAAUUCCAUGGGGGAUUCCAUGGGGGAUUCCAUGGGGAAUUCCAUGGGGAGCUCCAUGGGGAAUUCCAUGGGAGAUUCCAUGGGGAACUCCAUGGGGAACUCCAUGGGGAGCUUCAUGGGGAACUUCAUGGGGAACUCCAUGGGGAGCUCUAUGGGGAAAUCCAUGAGCACCAGUUCCAUGGGGAAUUCCAUGGGCACCAAAUCCAUGGGGAACCAUUCCAAGGGCACCAAUUCCAUGGGGAAUUCCAUGGGGGAUUCCAUGGGGGAUUCCAUGGGGAAUUCCAUGAGGAACUCCAUGGGAGAUUCCAUGGGGAACUCCAUGGCGAAGUCCAUGAGCACCAAUUCCAUGGGCACCAAAUCCAUGGGGAAUCCCAUGGUGGCCAAUUCCAUGGGGAACCAUUCCAAGGGCACCAAUUCCAUUGGGAAUUCCAUGGGAAGUUCCAUAAGCACCAAUUCCACGUGCCCCAAUUCCACAGGCACCAAUUCCAAGGGCACCAAUUCCACGGGAAAUUCCAUGGGAAACCAGUCCAUGGAGAAUUCCAUGGGAAACCAUUCCAAGGGCACCAAUUCCAUGGGCACCAAAUCCAAGGGCACCAAUUCCAUGGGAAAUUCCAUGGGUACCAAUUCCGUGGGGAAUUCUAUGGGAAAUUCCAUGAGCACUGAUUCCACGGGCACCAAUUCCAUGGGGAACCAUUCCAAAUGCACCAAAUCCAUGGGGAAUUCCAUGAGCACCAAUUCCAUGGAGAACCAUUCCAAAUGCACCAAUUCCAUGGGGAAUUCCACGGGCACCGAUUCCACGGGCGCCAAUCCCACGAGGAAUUCCAUGAGCAUCAAUUCCGUGGAAAAUUCCAUGAGCACCGACUCCACGGGCACCGAUCCCACCAGGAAUUCCACAGGAGUUUGGGAUGGAACUGGGAAGGAGCCGGCCGCGGGAAACCGCCGCCAGGACACGGAAAAGGACAUGGAAAAGGACAUGGAAAAGGACAUGGAAAAGGAGCAGGAGCUGGCCAAGGUCCCCUUCCGGCCCCGGGGCCUUGGUGGCCUUCCCAGGACACGUCCCCGUCCCCGCUGGGCUGGGGACAGCGGGGACAAGGUCUAGGAGCCACUUCCCGGGAAUUCCCACCCUCAUUUCCCGGGAAUUCCCGCCCUCCUUUCCCAGAAUUUUCCACCCUCAAAUUCCCAGGAUUUUCCUGACUCAUUUCCCAAGAAUUUCCCACCUUCCAUUUCCAGGGUUUUCCACCCUUUUUUUCCCAAGAUUUCCCACCCUCAAUUCCUGGCAUUUCCCGUCCUCCGUUCCCAGGAUUUUCCUGCUUCCUUUCCUGGGAUUUUCCUGAUUCAUUUCCCAAAAAUUUCCCACUCUCAAUUCCUGGGAUUUUCCUGCCUCCUUUCCUGGGAUUCUCCUCCCCUUUUUCCCCAAGAUUUUUCCGGGAUUUCCUGCUCUCAUUUCCCAAGAUUUUCCGACCUCCUUUCCCAGGAUUUUCCACCAUUUUCCCAGGGUUUUCUACCCUUUAUUCCCAAGAUCUUCCACCCUCCUUUCCCAGAAUUUUCCUGCCCUCAAAUUCCCAGGAUUUUCCUGACUCAUUUCCUGGGAUUUCCUGGGACUUUUCUGCCUCCUUUCCCAAGAUUUUCCUCCCCUUUUUUCCCAAGAUUUUUCCAGGAAUUCCCGCCCUCAUUUCCCAAGAUUUUCCAACCUCCUUUCCCGGGAUUUCCGCCCUUAUUUCCAGGAUUUUCCACCCACAAUUCCUGGGAUUCCCCACCAUCAAAUCCCAGAUUUUCCCACCUUUAUUUCCAGGAUUUUCCACCCUCAAUUCCCAGAAUUUCCCACCCUCCUUUCCCAAGAUUUUCCAUCCACAAUUCCUGGGAUUUCCCACUAUCAAAUCUGAGGGUAUUUCCCACCCUUAUUUCCAGGAUUUUCCACCCCUUUUUCACAAGAUUUUCCCACCCUCAAUUCCCAAAAUUUCCCACCCUCCUUUCCCCAAUAUUUUCCCAGAUUUUCCCACCCUGAAUUCCCAGAAUUUCCCACCCUCCUUUCCCAAGAUUUUCUACACUCGAUUCCCAAAAUUUUCCACCCCUUUUUCCCAAAGAUUUUCCCAGAAUUUCCCACUCUCAAUUCCCAAAAUUUCCCACCCUCCUUUCCCAAGAUUUUUCCAGAAUUUCCCACCCUCAAUUCCCAGAGUUUUCCACCCCUUUUCCCCAAUAUUUUCCCAGAUUAUUCCACCCUGAAUUCCCAGAAUUUCCCACCCUCCUUUCCCAAGAUUUUCUACACUCAAUUCCCGAAAUUUUCCACCCCUUUUUCCCAAGAUUUUCCCAGAAUUUCCCACUCUCAAUUCCCAAAAUUUUCCACCCCUUUUCCCAAAGAUUUUCCCAGAAUUUCCCACCCUCAGUUCCCAAAAUUUUCCACCCCUUUUUCCCAAGUUUUUCCCAGAAUUUCCCACCCUGAAUUCCCAGAAUUUCCCCCUCUCAAUUCCCAGAAUUUCCCCCCCCUCCUGGGAACCCCUGGAAAAACGGGAUCCCCUGGAGUUCCACACACACUUUCCCAAAUUCCCCAAAAUUCGGGAAUUCCUUCCCCAAAAUCCCACAGAACCUCUGGCAGCUCCUCCUUUCCUACAACAUCCAAAUAAAAUUUUUAUUUCCCUUGGAUUUGUGAAAAACUGGAAUUAUUCCCCGCAUUCCAAAGCUGCUUUCCCAGGAAUCCCAAAUUCUCCAUUCCCCGGGAAUUUUCACGGAUUUGUUUUUAUCCCGAUUUUUUUUCCCUCCUCCUCCAGCUGGAAUUCAAAAAUUUAAGGCUGGGAGGGAUUUUUCCCAAAUUUCCCUCAAUUCCUGCUCCUUUUCCCUGCAGAUUUUCCAGGAGGAAAACUGGGAAGGAGAGGUCCAAAAAAUACCUGGAAAAGGGAAAUUCCUGCUGGAAAAGGAGCGGGAAAUUUUCCCAGAUUUUUCCAAUUCCUGGAAAUUUCCUGGAGCUUUUUCCAAGAGUUUUCCCAAAUCCUGGAGUUUUUUUCCUGGAUUUCUCCCAAAUCCCACAAUUUCCCAGUAGCUUUUCCUGGAUUUCUCAAAUUCCUGGAGUUUCUUCCCAGAUUUCUCCAAUUCUUGAAACUUUCCUGGAGAUUUUUCCCAGAUUUCUCCAAAUCCUGGAGUUUUUUCCUGGAUUUCUCCCAAAUCCUGAAACUUUCCUGGAGAUUUUUCCUGAAUUUCUUCAAAUCCUGGAACUUUCUUGGAGCUUUUUCCCAGAUUUCUCCAAUUCCUGGAGUUUCUUCCCAGAUUUUUGCAAAUCCUGGAACUUUCCAGGAGCUUUUCCUGUGAUUUCUUCAAAUCUU